AUGGGGAAUGAGUUUGACCCUAAUAAGGAUAGUACAUAUCUACAGUAUCUAGAUGCAAACAAUCUGUAUGGAUGGGCUAUGAGCAAGCCUCUAUCCACAAGUGGUUUAGAGUGGAUGAGUGAAAGCGAACUCGAGGAUUGUAAACAGGAGCCAUGCAUCCUCGAAGUAGAUUUAGAGUAUCCCGAAGACUUACAUGAUUUGCAUAACGACUACCCUCUAGCCCCAGAACGAGUCAAUGUAAAUAAGGUUGAAAAACUUAUCCCUUAUCUCAAUAACAAAACUAUAUACGUAGUAUAUUACGAAAAUCUUAAUCUCUAUGAAAGCAUGGGUUUGAAAAUAACAAAGAUCCAUAGAGGUAUCAAAUUUAUUGAAAGUACUUGGCUCAAAAAGUACAUUGAUCUCAACACAUCUCUUCGAGCUAAAGCAAACAAUGACUUUGAAAAGGACUUUUUUAAGCUCAUGAACAAUUCUGUCUUUGGAAAGACUAUGGAAAAUAUCCGAAACAGGGUUGACAUUAGGUUAGUCAACAACGAGACAAAGGCUGUAAAAUUAUCUGCAAAGCCAAACUACAAACAUUGUACCAUAUUUGACGAAGAUCUCGUAGCGGUACAUAUGAAAAAGACCAAGAUUAGGUUUGACAAGCCGGUUUACUUGGGGAUGUGUAGUCUUGACCUGAGCAAAACCUUGAUGUAUGAAUUUCACUACUACUAUAUCAAACCUAACUACAUUUUGGACGCUUAUGGCACGUCCGGCGCUAAGCUUUUGUUUACUGACACUGACAGUUUAGCAUAUGAGAUUAAAACUGAGGACUUUUACGCGGAUAUAAAUGAAAAUGUAGAACAAAUGUUUGAUACCAGCAACUUCCCAGCGGAUCAUCCAUCUGGUAUCAAGUCUGGCGUGAACAAAAAGGUUGUAGGAAUGUUUAAGGAUGAAUGUGGUGGAAAGAUUAUGCAUGAGUUUGUAGGACUAAGAGCUAAGCUUUACAGUUAA
Molecule: messenger RNA, 990 nt
Organism: Mya arenaria
Lineage: Eukaryota; Metazoa; Mollusca; Bivalvia; Myida; Myidae
Exons: 1
Coding region: 1-990 (329 amino acids)
Source: RefSeq, a predicted model, not a curated record